Messenger RNA from Owenia fusiformis, 1325 nucleotides. The record is from the annotation of a GenBank genome assembly. NCBI's taxonomy places the organism in Eukaryota, Metazoa, Annelida, Polychaeta, Sabellida, Oweniidae.
UUUGGAUUUUACAAUAGAAAGAUAGAAAAUGCCACAAGAGGGGAAUCUUUCAAACAGGCUGACCUCAUAAAACACAGAUAAAACAUUACAUUCAAAGCUACCUCAUCUAUAAACAUGACACUUGAAAAGAAUACAUAUAGCUUCCUGUUCCCAUAGACAUUCGAAUGUUGAUAUAAGUUAUCAAUUUCAGUAAAAUACUUCCUUGAAUUGUUUUAAUGAGCAAUUCUGAGUUAAACACGUCAUGACGGUAUUGAUUUUUAACAGGAAUAGGAAGUAGGAGGAGCCUCGUGGAUGGUGUGUAUAAAACCUGACACUGAUACAGAGCAGAACAUAACUUGCUACAACCCUCAAGCAAUACAUCUUGAAUUGAGUCUAAACAGUAUAAAGAUUACAGAAUACAGUACAGGAAAGAUGACUACUGCAUACUUAACUAUGAUACCACUAAGAAGGGAAGAGUCGUGGAUGCUGAAAAUGGAGACAUCAGCAUUUGGAGAUGCACCAAAGCCAAACUUUAAAUAUAUAUAUGAAACAAUAGCAAAGAUUGCAGACAUCAUAUCUGGAAGCUUGACUGACAUCAUGACAAACUAUGUUGAGCAUAGUAUAAUAUCACGCAGACAUGCAGAUUAUAUUCUGAGGCAAUCUACCCCAAAGCCAGAAUAUUUUCCAGAAAUUCCAGACUCUCUAGAUACCAAUGCGGCAUCAGUCGUAGUGAGCAUAUACGACAGUCUUCAAUUCAUAUCUCUAUUCGUGGAUUUAAUAAACCAUGGACUGGAGGAAGAGAGUGCCUCAGUACAAAAAUAUGCCUCAGUGAAAAACAAUAGAAUAAUCCAACUUAAAAGUGAACUACACUACACAAUAUUCGAACACAAUGCAAUUCAUCCUAAGAAAAUUGACUUAACCAUAGAUGAUCUGCUAGAAUUGAACAAAUUCAUAAGUGAAAACCGCUACCAGAGUUAUUUCAUGAUUCUAAAAGAAGUGAAAACAUACAUGGAAUUCAUAGAGAAGCAGUUCCAACAUUUGGCGAAAACUGUCUAAUAGAACAAAUAUAUAGGAGAACUGAGUCAAACAAGAAUUUAUGUUAGACCAGCACAGUGAGAACCAGAGAUCCCCUCAAGGGGUAUAAGUGACUCCUUUUUCACAAACUGGUAAUCAUUAUGGCAUUCGGGUUUUUAAACCCCCUCUUAUCAGCUGCUUGCAAAUGUCAAGACAAAGUAUGAUAUAGAUAUCAUGGUGCAGAAAUUGUAUUGAAGUAUUAAAUUAAGCAUUAUGACUUUUCAAAAUGUAUUAUAUGUAUUCUACUAUUUUAGCAUUAAGCAUUAUAACUU